Messenger RNA from Polyodon spathula (Mississippi paddlefish), 3471 nucleotides. Its product is annotated as perilipin-1-like. Lineage: Eukaryota; Metazoa; Chordata; Actinopteri; Acipenseriformes; Polyodontidae. The coding region runs from base 121 to 1695 and encodes 524 amino acids. The transcript has 9 exons. Gene Ontology annotation, cellular component: lipid droplet. Gene Ontology annotation, biological process: lipid metabolic process. The record is from RefSeq and is a predicted model, not a curated record.
GGGGCAGUGCUAGUACAGUGUCUCUAGUUGCUGUGUGUCAGUCUCUGCUCCAAGGAGGGAAUAUCACAACGCAGCUGGAGAGCAUUGCAAGGGGAGCUAUACUUAUAUUAACGUGUCACCAUGGCCACAGAGAGAACCUCUCCUGUCCAAAAGGAUAACAGACAGAUGAACGUGUUCGGGAGGCUCUUUGAACUCCCAGUGGUGAGCGCCACGUACAGCCUCAUCCAGAAAACCUACUCGAGCACCAAGCAGACCCACCCCAUCAUCUGCACCGUCUGUGAAGUGUACGAGAAGGGAGCCAAGACUGCCACCAGCCUUGCCGUGUGGAGCAUACAGCCUGCCCUCCAGGGGCUGGAGCCUCAGUUCAUAGCUGCCAAUAACCUUGCCUGUAAAGGACUGGAUCGCUUGGAGGAUAAGAUCCCAGCACUGCAGUACCCUCCUGAGAAGCUUGCCUCGGGUAUUGCAGAGGUGGUUACAAACACGGUUACCACGGUGAAGAAUGGCAUCACCAGCCCUAUUGCCAGCACCUCCGACCGGGCGCUCCACCUGGCAGCGAGCGGCUAUGAGCAGACAGUGAACAUGGUGACAGGCACCAUCGACUACAUAGUCAACACCAGGCCAGCAAAGCUGGCCGCGGAGGGAGUGGACGUGGCUCUAACCACCACCGAGAAGCUGGUCAACUACAUCCUGCCGGAGUCACAGGAGGAACAAGCCAAGGAUGCAUCCAAGAGCCAGGGGUCAGAUGUCGCUAAGCCUGUCACUAAGCCGAGCAGCUACAGGCGGCUGGGGACCCUGGCCAGCACUGUGUGCAGACGUGCCUACGAGCAGACAGCCAAUAAACUGCACCAGACCAGGACACAGGGACAGGAGCUGGUCACGUGGAUACCAGGCGUAUCUCCCUUGACUGGUUUAGCCCUGAAAAACCUGGAGGUGGUAGGCAGCAUUCUGCAGAGUGCCCGCAGCUCAGUGUCGGGGCUGCUGUGGGGCUGGCAGGGAGGGCAGAGUGCCAAGGACCAGAGGAAGAGGGAGGGAAAGCUGCCAGAGAGCAAUGAAGCUCUAAGCAUUGUUACCAAUCUUGGACAGCAGCUGCAGAGCGCCUAUGUGUCUGUGAUCUCCAGCGUGGAAGGCAUGCCCGCGGCACUAUGGAAGACCGUGGGGGAUCUGAGACAAAUCACCCCCAGUCAGGCAGUCUCUGUGGUCAAGGACAGGGCGUCUUCACUGGGAGAGACCCUGGGCACACUCAGGGACCAGGUUGUGAAGAACGUGUCCCAUUAUACCCUACUGCCUGGAUUGUCCACCAAGGGGAAAGAAGAAGACAAGUGUCAAAACCAAAACAGUGACAAGGAGAGCCCCCCGGCCAGCCCAGCAGCCAGGAGGGAAGACACAGGAGGAGAGCAAGGCAACAACUCUGCUCCCAGCAGGCAGUCCCAGGCCGGACGAGAGGACAGCGCCCCGCCCGACAUCUCAGACACCUCAAAGCUGGUGCAGCAGAAGGUCCUGGAACAGACUCCAGUCCAGCAGAGGAUCCUACUGGGGAGGGCCGAUUCCGACUCCCGCAGUCCCCGGGGGUCAGGCUAUUCCUACAGGGAGACCAGCAGCAGCAGGAUGGGAGAGAAGCCCCAAUCGGAGGUGAAGACCUCCACCUACACGCGAUCUGUCCACAGCAGCGCCUAUUCCACUGUUAAAAAGGACUGACUGUCUUCACAACAGGGUUUGGUUUCCAUGCUGGCUGGGAGUGUGAGGGCGGGGAAGGGUUACAUUGAAAAAGCCAGGCCCAUAUCUAACCUCCCACUAAAAACACCCGCCUCCAUGUAUAAUCUGUCCUUGUCAAGUUAUUUUUAUUUUGAACUGCACAUUUUCAGCCAUGUUUUAAACACCAGAUGGUCGUGUGACAUUUCUUACAAUAUAUAACAAGGGAGAAAAGUAGCGCUAUUACGUUAGCUUAGGCAGAAACACUGUCUCUGUACUAGUUUGUGUUUGUGGUCCAGUGUCUGUAGUUUGUGUUCUGUAGAUGCACAGUAUAGUAAAAUAGCCACUCUGUUCUUUCCAGACACUGGACUGGUGUGCAGGGCUUGAAGGGGGUGGGAGUAUUAUUGUAACCUUUUAACAGAGGAGAGCAGGAGCCAUACCAAGAGGGAGUCAGUUUACGAGUGACAUGAGAGCAGAGGUCAGAAUAUUUAGAAGGGUUUAGAAAUAGCUGUUCAGACAAACAUUGAGCAACAACAUGGGGAACUGGAACGUUAACACUAUGUCACAUGGCUUGAAUCUAAAAAUGGUUGAGAAGAAAUAAUUCAAACCGGGAUCAUUUAAAGGUCAAUUUUACUUUAAACCUUUUCUAGUGAAAACUGGGCUUUCGUGUGCUUUCGUGUGCAGCAGUACGUUUUAAUGAGACGAUGGGGUGUUAGGCUGUGGGAGACUGAACUGGGGUAGAGGGACCGGGUGGGUGCACAAUUUCACACUGAAAAGGCUAGAGAAAGACACAUCAUGGGAUAAAGAUACUAAAUGAAUACAGGGAGUAAGACUUGGAAGGCUUCAAACGUUUUUUGUAGGAUAGUGGGAAGCUGAAGAUAUGCUAAAGACGAAGGUGCAAACCUGCCAGGAGCAUGUAUUUCUGUAAAGUUCAUAGACCUAGGUGUGGAGUAAUGUGUACUUCUUGAAUGUCUGCUAUGUCUUUCCAUGAGACAGCUCAGUGUAGGACAAGUUAAACGAACACUCUCAUUCGCUAACACACUGCAAAUAAACAGCAUAGAAUCAUUUAGAAACCAAAGUUUGCAAUUUACAUAGCAAACUAUUUACAAGCUUUAUUCUGUUUUAUACAUGUAUUUCUGUUGAGAUUAUGCAGAUCAGAACUAGAGCGUUAGAUACCAUUCAUGUUGUGAUAUACACGGUAUACAAUAUAUAUUGUUUUGCAUUUGUAUACCAUCGUGUGAACAGAUAAGGUUCCAGUUGCAAUAUGUUCCUGUGAUUUUAUUUCAUGCUCUGGAAAGACCAUGUUAAUGAAACCUGGUUAAAGACAGCAAAGAUUGUAAACGAGUACAGCAUAAACUAUAAGGAUUUAUAAGGACUUAUAAGGAUUUAUACCGCAACCAAGAUUUAAAAAACAAAGAGAACUGCUUUUACUAUAAUUAGUUUGGAAAUGAGUCGGAUAUUUUUCGUGUCAGGGGAUGCAUUUAGGUCUUUUUUCACUUUAAUUACCAGCUUUUUUUGAGUGCACUUAUAAUUAUGUCUGCAUUGGGUUGUAAGUCACAAUCAGAAUCUUAAAAGGGAUAUUUUAACAAAUAUCUGAACUGAUUCUCUCAUUCAUGGUUAUUAAUCCUGCAAUCAGGCGUAGAUAUGUCCUGUAUUUUGAUAGUUUCUUUCACAGAAAUUACAAAGCAAUGCAUUGUUCUGUUUCUUGCACAAUUAGCUUGCAGAAUAGGAAGCUUACACUAUAUUUUACUCAAUAAAACAAUAAAGUACUUUCUAAUCAUU